This is a messenger RNA of Alternaria ventricosa, 927 nucleotides long. RefSeq lists its product as uncharacterized. The record is from RefSeq and is a predicted model, not a curated record. Bases 1 to 927 code for a protein of 308 amino acids. The transcript has a single exon. NCBI's taxonomy places the organism in Eukaryota, Fungi, Ascomycota, Dothideomycetes, Pleosporales, Pleosporaceae.
AUGGAUGCUUCGCCAUUCCCUGACGAUAUUCGAGAUUUUCUUCACGAAUAUACCUCAGCCACAGUCCUUUUCCCGCUCUCUGAAUCCGUCCGAGGCCUUAUCGAAAGUGAUCAUGACGAAUCGUCCCUUGCCCGCAGUAUCCACAAAUUGGUUGAGCAGAGCGAAGUUGUCUGGAAGCCCAAGAUUGGCAAACACGAGAUUGUUCUCAAGUGCAGCCCUGGUAUUGCUCUCAAGAUUAUAUCGAAUAUGGACAACUUGACCGAAUACACAACCCUGCAAUACCUCGAGGAACACAAACCCACUAUUCCUGCGCCAAGGCCACUCGGUCUUGUACGCCUUGGUAGAUUCUUCCUUGUCUUUAUGACGCUUGUGCCUGGUACGACACUCGAAGCAGUCUGGCCAAAACUAGACGACUGCCUUAAGCGCUCAGUCCAAGCACAGCUGAACGAUAUAUUCAUCGAAGUACGGUCUUUGACCCGUCCCGAUAACAUGCCACUUGGAGGUGUAGCAGGAGAAGGUUGUCAAGAUGCGAGGAGAAAUGUUCGCCGCACAACCGACCCUAUUUGGACUACAGAAGAUCUCGACGACUGGCAAUUCUCUAAUCCCCAUUACGGAAGCCCAAUUUACAUCAAAUUCCUCCGAAGUCUUUGCCCGCCCCUAUCACAGAAGCAUGUCCUCAGCCACAAUGAUCUUCGGCCUGAAAAUAUUAUAGUAAAGCUUGAAGGAGGGCAAUGUCGCGUGACCGGCAUUAUUGACUGGGAAUACGCCGGCUUCUAUCCAGAGUACUACGAGUCUACCAAGGUGACGAAUUGUCUAGGCACGAACGAGACUAGUGAUUGGUACUUGUUCAUUCCUGAAUGCGUCUCUCCGCUUCGGAACGCGCAGAAAUGGUUGCUAGACGCUCGCUGGGAUAAUCAUAUAGCGUAG